This is a messenger RNA of Ciona intestinalis (vase tunicate), 1537 nucleotides long. NCBI's taxonomy places the organism in Eukaryota, Metazoa, Chordata, Ascidiacea, Phlebobranchia, Cionidae. The record is from RefSeq and is a predicted model, not a curated record.
UAUAUUUGACUAUUAUGUUAUAUGGGAUUGUACACUAUAUAGUUUUAUUCAAGUCUUAUUUAAUUAGGUUGGUUGUGGGUAGUUUAGGUUUAGUUGAAAGAUUUCAAUCGGGCUGAAAUGAUUGCUAAUGUACAACGCCCAUCAUCGAGUUUCAGCGUGUUCAAACCUCGCAAGAAAUCCUGGUGGUUCGCGGCACACUGAAUGAGGGCCCACACACCCCACUCAAACAUAAGAAGCAUGAAACCAAUGUUCUUCCUAAACCAGUGCAGUCAGUGGAAUAUCCGUUGCAGGAUUUAAUAUUGCCAGGAUCACGAGCAGCAUCCAGGGACGGUUCAUUCGGUUCUUACAGUCAAGCCUCUUUCUUCUCGCGGCACAACCCCCACCCAGUGAGAGUGAGACAUAUUAAAGGUUUGAACGGAAUACCAAUCUGCACAGUGAACGACUUUGGUCGUGUUCCACUUAAUAGAUUCAACAUAACAACACCAACAAGCAGAGAGCGAAAUGAUUUGUUCAAGAACCACUUGGCUUCAACCACUCUUGGUAUAAACAGCACUGACUUUCCUAUUGAUACAAUAACUGGGUUGCAGAAUUAUCCUUUCAGGGAAAAAGCAUUGCCAAGGAUUGGAUUGGUCCCGAUCACGGAAUCUUGGCGUGGUGAACUCCACGACUUUUGCACCAAAGUUGGACUAACUUUCCCUGAGGUUGAAUUACAACCAGCAGUGCCGACCACACCCGCUGUUAAACGGGAAACCAUCUAUUCACGUCGAACGGGACGCAUCAAGCCACCGACAUCCAGAAGCUCACAUAGAUAUCCAAGACCAAUGAAUUAUAAUCACAUCACCUCCUACCCCGACACUGAGUCCUUGAUGUUGGAACUUCUAUGUCAGGUUCUUCACACAGACUCCAUACCUUCAGUACAACAGUGGUUGGUGUCAGCUGGAGAUCGAGAAAAAGGUUUGGUAAUGGAGAUUAUUAAGUCAGCAAUAUCACAAGAAGAAGAACAACUCAAGCACGAAGCUACAUCGACGGCUGGUGAUGUGAAAAAUGUUGUUUCCAUGCCGGAGAAAUAUACCCCAGAUUUAUUGGAACGUGAUGAUGGGGUUGAAAGCAGGAGGUCGAUUGCGACUCCAAGACGACCCAGGUCUACUCGCCCCCUUGGUACGGCCCAACGAUUGUUAACCGCCGUGCAAGAAGCCGAGGAAGAUAAACUGAAUCUUCCCCCAAUAAUGAGGUACAGCAAGUCUGCUGAGCGACCACGCUCUGUGUUAAGCGUUGUACCCGAGGAACCCCAAGAAUAAUGACCACCAUGUACAUCGCUUCUGCCAUGAACAUUUUAGUGCCAUGUAGAACUCACUGUACAAAUUGCUUCUUACAACUUGCCCCUACAACUAAUCUGUGACAUUUUUUACUUGAAAGUUUUCUAGUGUUUAUUGCCAACUUCAAUUUCAUGUCAUUUCUUCAAUUAAACUUCAGUUUCUUACCUAGAUUGUGUAUAUUAUGUUCAAACUGUGAUUUAAUAAAAGUUUCUACUCAAAUG